This is a messenger RNA of Pangasianodon hypophthalmus (striped catfish), 4291 nucleotides long. It is a transcript of the gene atp13a1, whose product is annotated as ATPase 13A1. Gene Ontology annotation, molecular function: P-type ion transporter activity; ATP binding; ATP hydrolysis activity. Gene Ontology annotation, biological process: intracellular calcium ion homeostasis; extraction of mislocalized protein from ER membrane. The record is from RefSeq and is a predicted model, not a curated record. Lineage: Eukaryota; Metazoa; Chordata; Actinopteri; Siluriformes; Pangasiidae. The transcript has 25 exons. The coding region runs from base 201 to 3773 and encodes 1190 amino acids. Gene Ontology annotation, cellular component: endoplasmic reticulum membrane.
GUGUCGUCAUGGACCUGCGUGCUUGCGUAUGCGGAAGCUGCUGUAUGUGUGCGGUUGCUGCUGGGUUUUUUAUUUAAAUCUGUACAGUAGCCGGACAGGGGUGGUGAGAAAUUGUUUAUAUUUUUCUCCAUUUUCUGGUGUGAGGAGAAAGUGGAGAACAGAAAGAGGACUAAAAGAGGGAGGAGGAGGGAUAAGCCAGAAUGGUGGAAGCUAGAAAAGCGGGGAAUAUGGCCACGGACGGGAUUCGGGAGCCGGCCCUGUACAUGAACCACAGCUCGGACAGCGGGAUGAGCGACGAGCUGGUGAGCUCCGUGUCCCUGUACCGGCGCAGGCCGCGGCUCCUUCACGGCACGGUGCUGCCGUUCGCCGGGCUGCUCUACCCGGGCUGGCUGUACGUGUGGGUCGGAGUGUACGGCGCCACCGAGUAUCCAGAGGCCGGCCUGCUCGGGCUCGCCGCCAUCGGGAUCGCGCACGUCCUCACCGUGCUGUCGGGUUACUGGUCCGUGCACGCGCACUGCUGGCUGACCUGCUCCAAGGAGCCCGAUCCGAGCAAGGCGGCCCUGGCUAAAGUAAUCCCCACCCCUAACAACGGCUCCGCUGAACUCGUACCCCUGCAGAGAGACAAGGACGAAGACGGACGAGGCGUCCUGUCCUUCGAGUUCCAGAAGAUCCGCUACGUUUUUGACUGGGACAGGAAGCUCUUUUUGCCCGUGGCCUUCCCUGUGGUUCAGCCGAUGGGAUAUUUCCAGACGUGGAGAGGAUACCAGGAGGAGCCUGAGCUCCGGGCUGCGGAGAAGCGAUACGGGACGAAUCGCGCCGAGAUGGUGGUGCCUGACUUCCUGGAGCUCUUCAAGGAGAGAGCCACUGCGCCGUUCUUCGUCUUCCAGGUGUUUUGUGUGGGGCUGUGGUGUUUGGAUGAGUACUGGUACUACAGCGUCUUCACGCUCUUCAUGCUCGUCGCUUUCGAAGCGUCUCUGGUCCAGCAGCAGAUGAGGAACAUGUCCGAGAUCCGAAGAAUGGGGAACAAACCCUAUAUGAUUCAGGUUUACCGGAACAGGAAAUGGAGACCGAUAUCUAGUGAUGAACUUGUCGCUGGUGAUAUUGUUUCAAUUGGACGCUCUCCUCAGGAGAACCUGGUCCCAUGUGACGUGCUGCUGCUUCGAGGACGCUGCAUUGUGGAUGAAGCGAUGCUGACCGGGGAGUCGGUGCCUCAGAUGAAGGAGCCGGUUGAGGAUUUGGACCCAGAGAGAAUCCUGGACCUGCAGACGGAUUCACGGCUGCACGUGAUCUCAGGAGGAACGAAAGUGGUCCAGCACAGCCCCCCUCUCCGUGCCAGCGCAGGCCUCAAACCUGUGGACAACGGCUGUGUGGCGUACGUUUUACGCACAGGCUUCUACACUUCUCAGGGGAAAUUAUUACGCACUAUUCUGUUUGGAGUCAAAAGAGUCACAGCCAACAACCUGGAGACAUUCAUCUUCAUCCUUUUCCUGCUGGUGUUCGCCAUCGCUGCAGCUGUAUACGUGUGGGUGGAGGGGACCAAAGACUUGAGCAGGAACAAGUACAAGCUGUUCCUGGAGUGCACUCUCAUCCUGACGUCUGUAGUACCGCCCGAGCUUCCCAUCGAGCUCUCGCUGGCUGUCAACACCUCUCUCAUCGCCCUGGCCAAACUCUAUGUGUUUUGCACUGAGCCCUUCAGGAUUCCUUUUGCAGGAAAAGUGGAGAUUUGCUGCUUUGAUAAAACUGGAACACUAACCAGUGACAGCUUGGUGGUCCGUGGUGUGGCUGGAUUGAGAGAAGGGAAAGAGGUGAUGCCUGUGUCUGAAAUCCCGGUCGAGACUCACCGAGUCAUCGCUACUUGUCACUCGCUGGUGACACUCGAUGACGGUCAGCUGGUGGGGGAUCCGCUGGAGAAGGCCAUGCUGACCGCAGCAGACUGGACGCUCACUAAAGACGAAAAGGUGUUUCCUCGUGCAAUAAAGACCCCAGGCUUGAAGAUCCACCAGCGGUUCCACUUUGCCAGCGCUCUGAAGAGAAUGUCCGUCCUGGCGUCGUACGAGAGACUGGGAUCUACUGAACUCUGCUACAUCUCCACUGUCAAAGGAGCUCCAGAGACACUCAGGAGCAUGUUUUCAGAGUGUCCAGCCAACUAUGACGAAGUGCACAGAGAGAUGUCUCGUGAGGGAGCUCGAGUUCUAGCGCUGGGAUACAAGGAGAUGGGACACCUGAGCCAUCAGCAGGUGCGGGAGAUGAGUCGUGAGGCUCUGGAGUGCGACCUGAUCUUCGCCGGCUUCAUGGUGGUCUCCUGCCCGCUCAAGAACGACAGCAAGGCGGUUAUCAGAGAGAUCCAGGAAGCCUCGCAUCAUGUUGUAAUGAUCACAGGGGACAACCCUCUGACCGCCUGUCACGUCGCCCGAGAGCUACACUUCAUCCAGAAGGAGCACACACUAAUCCUACAGCCUGGACCUACGCAUGGUGAAUGGCAGUGGGAGUCUAUAGACGGCAGCGUUCAUGUUCCUCUGGCCCCUCUCUCUGUGUCGGCUCUGGUUAGCAGCUAUGACCUGUGUGUGACUGGAGAAGGCCUGACCCGGCUGACCUACGACCCCCGACUGCUCAAUACCCUGCUGCCUCACGUGCAAGUGUUCGCUCGCGUCAGUCCAAAACAAAAGGAGUUUGUCAUAACCAGUCUGAAGGGGUUGGGCUUCGUAACCCUCAUGUGUGGUGAUGGCACUAACGACGUCGGAGCGCUGAAACACGCCCACAUAGGCGUGGCCCUGUUAGCUAACGCUCCUGAGCGCCUGCCCGAGAAGAAGAAGAGAGGACGUGAGAAGGAGCCCCCUGCUGGAGAUUCCCGGCCGAUGCCUCCGCCGUCGAGCUCGGGGGGAAAAGUGAGCUCCCGAGCAGCCAGACAGAGAGUGAUGGCCCAGCGAGAGGAGCAGCUCGCCGCUCAGAAGGAGAGGAUAAGUCAGGUACUGCGUGAGUUGGAGGAGGAUCAGCUUCAAGUCGUCAAACUAGGAGACGCCUCAAUAGCUGCUCCGUUCACCUCCAAACUCUCCUCAAUACAGUGCAUCUGUCACGUGAUCAAGCAGGGCCGCUGCACUCUGGUGACCACGCUGCAGAUGUUUAAGAUCCUGGCUCUGAACGCUCUGGUGCUGGCCUACAGCCAGUCCGUGCUCUACCUGGAGGGAGUGAAGUUCAGCGAUUUCCAGGCGACUCUUCAGGGUCUGCUGCUCGCCGGCUGCUUUCUCUUCAUCUCAAGGUCAAAGCCCCUAAAGACGUUGUCUAAAGAACGACCCCUGCCCAACAUCUUCAACCUGUAUACGGUUCUGACGGUGCUGCUCCAGUUCGCUGUGCACUUCUGCAGUCUGGUGUAUCUGUACAGAGAGGCACAGAGCAGAAGCCCACCCAGAGAAGAGCAGUUUGUGGAUCUGUAUAAAGAGUUUGAGCCUAGCCUCAUCAACAGCACUGUGUACAUCAUGUCCAUGGCCAUGCAAAUGGCUACAUUCGCUAUUAACUAUAAGGGCCAUCCGUUUAUGGAGUCUCUGACUGAGAAUCGGCCGUUGCUGUGGAGCAUUGCCUUAUCUGGACUCGCCAUCGUGGGGCUGCUGACCGGCUCAUCACCUGAAUUUAAUGAGCAGUUUGCCCUUGUGGACAUUCCAACAGAGUUUAAGCUGGUCAUAGCCCAGGUGCUGGUGGUGGAUUUUGUGGCGGCGUUGCUCGUGGACCGAGUCCUGCAGUUCCUCCUGGGUAAAGGGACCCUGCGGUUGCCCAACUGAACUGAACUGUCAGUGGCCAAAGCAGCCGCUGCCCCUGAACUCAGACUGUAAGCGGGGGGAAGUGAAGUCAGCCCUGCGACACUCACACUCAUGAAGAAGCGGUGAUGGACGCGCCAGGCAAUACUGGACACACCCCAGUGUUCUCAGUCUUUCUGCUCUUUAUCUCGGUUUUGUUUUUGGGUUUUUUUUUGUUUUGUUUUUUUUUGCUUUCAUCCUCUUCGGUUACUUUUUCUUUUACCCUUCCAUCCGUUCUAACCUCCUUCCCAAUGCUGAAAGGCCAAGACGAUAACAGUAUUGUGUGGAAUGAGUGUGUGUGUGUGUAUGUAUGUGUGUGUGUGUGUGUGUGUGUGUGUGUGUGUGUGUGUGUGUGUGUGUGUGUGUGUGUGUGUUGGGUGCGUGUGAGUCACGCAGCUGACAGGGGCAUUCUCUAAGAGAACUGCAGAGUGUUUAAUUUUUUUGUUUUGAUUUUGUAAAAAGACAGAUGUCAAACUUAUAAAAAGACCAAAAACCUCAAGCUG